Molecule: messenger RNA, 1950 nt
Organism: Oreochromis niloticus (Nile tilapia)
Lineage: Eukaryota; Metazoa; Chordata; Actinopteri; Cichliformes; Cichlidae
Gene: fbxo15
Product: F-box protein 15
Exons: 9
Coding region: 269-1636 (455 amino acids)
Cellular component (GO): SCF ubiquitin ligase complex
Molecular function (GO): protein binding
Source: RefSeq, a predicted model, not a curated record
CGCUGAAGGAGCCGAUGUCACCAUGGUGACCGGACGCUUUCACGGAAUUUUUUUAGCACACAGGGAGAAUUAAGUCAUUUAACGUGGCCUACUUAUGGAUUUAACACAGUGCCAGCUAUUCAGUUUGGAUCCCGGAUGUUAUCUUCGCGGUCUUUAAGUAAAAAAGCUGUCAAAUAAACGCUCUUUUAAAAUUUCACUACCUUAAAACUUCCUUGCAAAUAUAAAUGAUCUUCUAACUCUCACAAAGUUGUCAAGACCAGCGGAACAAAUGGCGGCUUCUAAAGGAGUCGUUCCCGGACGAGCAUUAAGGACGUCCAAAAGAGCUGACAAAUCAUCCCCAGCGUCCACUCAGAGAUUUAUGGAAAGACUGCCAUCUGAGAUCCUGAUUAAGAUUUUGUCAUACCUGGAUGCUUCCACACUUUGCAGCAUAAGCCACAUCAAUAAGCUCUUCUAUCAGCUUGCCAACAGCAAUGCUCUGUGGAGAAAGCUUUACAUUGCGGAUUUAAGCAAGAAUAAAAAGUGCAUGGACAAAUCUCUGUUGAGGAUGGCCACGAUGGAGGUGCAGGAUCGAGCCGAAGGUUACUAUAAGAGGCUGUACUUCAAGACUGUAGCCGAAUGCGACAUGAUCAAGUGGACGAAGCGGCUUGGACUCAUCAGUAUUCACACAGGGCUGCCCAGCCAAACAGAAAACUUGAACGUCACCUGGGAACUGACAGUCAUGGAUAAGUCAGGGCGUGAGAGCACUUUGGAGCAGAGCCGGUCCCAGUUCACUGAGACUUCAGUGACACUGUGCUGGAGCGGAGGAGACCGUUUGCCCGACUACCAGCAGAUUUCCAUCCUUCAGCUCUACGGUGUCAGGAGGCUAGCCUGCGUCAGCCCAAAGAGACCUGUUUGUAUGUCCCUCAUGGCAAAGUUAGACAUGCAGACUCUAACUAAGAACAUGCAAGUCAUUGGCCAGGACAGAUUGGUGCAGCUUAAGUUGCUACAGCCUGGCAUCAUCAUCGGUGUCUGGAGGGACCAGUGCUCAGUUGCCUUUAUCAUGUUCACCCUCCACUUCCACAAGCUGGUGGAAAGAAGCACUCAGGGAUCUUCUGUUUGUUCCUAUGUGGAGCCGGUGGUCCAACCCCCUUUCUGUGAUAUAGACCCUGAAUACGGUCUCCAUGGUUACCAGCUACACAUUGUUCUCCACAACACUGUAUGCGAGCUCAUGUCCGGAAGCUUUUCCCAGCUCUUCUGCCGCAGAACUCAGAUCUCUGAUGGGCUGAUCCAGCUAACCGUCAUUAGCAGCGCAAACUUGUCCCAGCACACACCUCUGUCUGGCGACAUCACCCUGCCCUGGCGUUGUGAGGCCCUGCAGGGCACAGUGGAGAAUUGCUGCAUUAUGAGUCUGACUCUGCUAGAUGAAUUUAGGAAGCCCUUCAAGUGUGUCACCUCGCCCGUUUCAGCGGAGCUGGAAAGGACGCCCGUGUGCUACGACUAUGACGGUGAGCACUACCUGAUGCACUAUCAGGACUCCGACAUCCAGGUGAAGAUGAGGCUUGUGUGGAUGAAUGAACAGAAGCAGUUUAUUCUCAUCAGUUUAGUUGUCUAUGUGAGUGUUUGCUAUGUAAACAAGUAUUUCAGUAGAGAUUACUGAUUGUUCUGGAUUUCCCACAGAAAACUGGUUUCAUAUUUAAUAUUUGCUCACUCCAUAAGACCACCAUAACAGUUUGUUCAUUCAUUCAGUAAAUGUUGUAGUACAAUGACUGCUCGUUUUAUCAUUAUUUUGCCUUCAAGUGUUUAAUGAAUGAAUUUAGUGUGAAUGGAUCUGAUUUCUUAAAAAAAAAAACCAACUUCUUUACUCUCUAUUUAAUUUCCUAGUUAUUUCUUUUCUUUGGAUUGGUUAGGCUUAAUCCUUCCCCUGUUCUUGUCACUUUGCCUUUGACAAAAUAGUAAAGUCCUUGAAAUGUA